This is a messenger RNA of Octopus sinensis (East Asian common octopus), 2916 nucleotides long. RefSeq lists its product as uncharacterized. Gene Ontology annotation, biological process: negative regulation of G2/M transition of mitotic cell cycle; negative regulation of cell migration. The record is from RefSeq and is a predicted model, not a curated record. The transcript is spliced from 8 exons. Bases 167 to 2434 code for a protein of 755 amino acids. NCBI's taxonomy places the organism in Eukaryota, Metazoa, Mollusca, Cephalopoda, Octopoda, Octopodidae.
AAUUCAAAAGUUUCGCCAGGUUCAGACUUGCAAAAAUACGAAGUCUCUAAGCGCAGCCGUUUGCAAUAUUUUUGUCGGUAGAAAUCCUUCUUUUACGAGAAAUAUUCAAAUAUUGAAAAAUUUCUCUUAUGCUUAAUAUGUGAGAGAAAUUAUUCGUCAACAAAUUAUGGACGUUUUGAUGGAAAAACGAAAACAAUGUGAGAAACUUUUGAGCAGACUCGUCGUCGCCGGACAAGAAACGGCGGAUUCUCUACAAGAUAUUCACAAACUACUCCGCAGUAACCGGAAGAAGAUUUUAGCCGAUUCAAAAGACAACUACCCCACUGUGUCCAGUUAUAAUCAUGCUGCAGAAAUAAGCAGUAUAACAUCACCUGGGUAUUGUGACAAAAGACGAGCCCAUAAAACAGCUGCAAACAGAGAAAAUAUCUCUUUUGAGAAACCAUUGUGCAAUCAUUUAGAAAGUUCACCAGUCAGAGUCUUCAAGUCUUUGUAUGAUGGAGGAAAUAAAUGCUUCGACAGUAGCAGUGCCCUGCUCACAACUGGCUUCUUUGAUGAUAUCCAUAGUGUUAGUGUUGGAGCUGACGAGGAUGCUGUGCUCUUCGAUGAUUAUGAGAAAGCCAAAGAUAAGGUCGAUGAUGCCACUAGCUGGGAUAUUCCAAAAGAAGAAACUAAUGUUUGUGAGAUAGGCAUGGGGGGUGAUAUUGCUAUUGACAAUGCCGAUGGUCAAUUGGUUUGUGAUGAUGAAAUUGAUGUAACUGAUGGUGGAGAUAGUUUUUUCAUUGAUUACUUCAUUGGGAGUGGUGAUAAUGUUGAUGAUGAUGAUAUUGUCGCUAGCAAAUUUUCUUUGGAAAACCAUAGACUUGAUCAGUUCGUACCUGUUGAGCCCCCAUCCAUAAGCCCUUAUCUGAACAAUGAUGAAUUAAAUUGUCGGACACCAAAUGCCACAAGCAAAGCAACAUAUCCACAAACUCCAAAAUCUCAAAACCAUCAUCUUCAGAUCACCAAGGAUAAGUUCUUAGAAGAGUCGACAAAGGAGGAACAUGAACCUAGAAGUCCACUCAGAAUUUUGUGUUCUGAUAACUGGGCAAGCCAGUGGCGUAAUAGUUUUACCAUUGAUAACGAUGAUAGUGACUUACAGUUGAGUGAUAAUGAUCUGAGUGAUAGCUGGAAGCUUGAAGACAGAAGCAGCAGCCAUCUUAAUGCCAGCGCUGAAGAAAACCAAAUGAAACUACACAACAAGAUCUUGGACAGCUCACAAGAAGGUGCUGGGAAAAAGGAAGAGGUUGAAGAUCCUGGUACAGUGGAAAUUCGUCAGUAUUCUUCUCAACUCAAUGACAGUGGAAACCUGAAGAAACCCAGUAGAGUUUCUGUUGGUAUCAAAAGACAUUCGAAAGUCGGUAAAGAAAAUAUCUGCAGAGAUGCACCAAAAUCUGCAUUCAAGAGCCAGAAAGAGAAACUGCUUGGAUACGAUUGGAUUGCUGGUAUCCUAGACAACCGUCAGCAUCACUCUACAACACACUUGUCCAACGAGCACUUUGACAAGCUGAAGUCCUUCUGGAAGGAAUCUCAAGACAGAAGAUUGACGGAUGUCAACCAGCUGGAGAACUUUGUGGAUGCAUCACAUGAACCCCAGUUGAUACAAGAUAUACUGACUGAGUCUAAAAUCAAAUCAUACCAUGUUAAUGAUCGGUUAUUCUCGGAACCAAUGAAGAAAAAGUCUUUCUUAACUUCUGAGUCAUCUGAAGUCAAUAACAGUCGAAGCAGUGCUGAGAGGAAACCCACGUUUUCAUCCCCAAGAUAUGUCAGAAUAAGCAUGCCACAAGAUCUGUUGUUGACCAAACGCCAAGUCAAUAAAGCUCCUCGAAAGGGCACUUGUGAUACCACUGACACUCUGUCACUUGGAAAGCACUGUGUAAUGGGAUGGAACAACACCCAACAUGGCAAGCUGGCCACAGCUUCUAGCAUCAGCAUCAAACAUGCUUCGGGUGGCAGAGCGAAAGAGACACUGACAAUGGAGGAGGCAGAAAAUUUAGCAGCUGGAACUUCGUCUCUCUUUCAAAUGGACAGUGGUAUUCAACACCUCAGCCAAAGGCCAGCAGACCAUCGGUUGUUCACUGCUGCCUCUAGAGGAAAACGCCAGAAUGAAAGCUCAAAAGAACCGCAAAUGCCAUUGCAUCAGUCUGAGCCAGCAAACUGUGAUAGACACAACCAAGAGACUUUCAGCUCAUUUCUGCAGAACGUUACCAAUACUGCUUCAACUUCUCCCGUUACUGGACAUUCAUCUCGCCACUCCUCUGGUAAAACAAGUACACUGUCCACCAGUGAACUGUUGGACAGUACCUACUCUCUCAUCAAGCAUUUAGAUCAGCUGAAGGCAAAAUAUGAAAAAAAGAAACUGAUCCGACAACAACAGCUCCAAGGCAUGAUUACGUAGCAAUGCUAAAUGAAAAGUCACUCUGACCAUCUUGAUUCAGCCUUUUUAAAAAUUUUUUGUACUUCUUUGAAGAUGUUUCCAUUGUUUGUCUCGUUAUUCUUACCCCUUAAAUCCCCAAUCAAGCAAACCUUUAUGAUGAAAGGUGUUCCAACCUUGACCAUCCUGUCUGUUUUGUUUUAAGUUUCUCUUGUAUUAUCAGGUAUGUUCUUCCUUUUUGUUAAGUGGUAGUUUGUGAUGUGAUUUGAGGGAGAUUUCAUUGCUAUUUCACAUCAGAUAAUGAUGCAGGAGGGAGUAGGGACAUCACCCAUUAGCUUAUGUUGUUGUUGUUGCAAAUGUAAUGUCCGUGAAAUAAUUGUGUCAAUGGUUAGAGCGUUGGGCUCUCGAUCAUGAGGUAGUGAGUUCAAUUCCCGGACCAGGUUAUGUUGUGUUCUUGAGCAAGACACUUUAUUUCUCGCUGCUCCAGUUCACUCAGCUGUAGAAAU